Didymella exigua CBS 183.55 is the source of this 1359-nucleotide messenger RNA. Its product is annotated as glycoside hydrolase family 17 protein. The transcript has 2 exons. Lineage: Eukaryota; Fungi; Ascomycota; Dothideomycetes; Pleosporales; Didymellaceae. The coding region runs from base 1 to 1359 and encodes 452 amino acids. The record is from RefSeq and is a predicted model, not a curated record. Gene Ontology annotation, cellular component: fungal-type cell wall; extracellular region; cell surface. Gene Ontology annotation, biological process: cell wall organization. Gene Ontology annotation, molecular function: 1,3-beta-glucanosyltransferase activity; glucan endo-1,3-beta-D-glucosidase activity.
AUGAAGUCCAUCCUUAUUGCGGGUGCAGUCGCCGCGAUCUUGGGCACUGCCAGCGGCCGUCCUCUGAAUUACAAGCGCGACUAUGUCACCGAGGUUGUCUAUGUCACGGAGAUUGUCGCUGACGCUGUUGUCUAUGUUGAUCAGGAUGGUGUGCCAUACUCGACCUUGACCGUGGAGCAAACGACUGCGGCUACGUCUGUCGAGGCGGUCACUACAUCUGAGGUGACGCCCACAAGUGUCUCAGUUGCCACAUCUUCGGUAGACCUGGUCUUCGCGCCCUCGGCUGCUCCGUCUGCUCCAUCAGCCUCUCCUACGACUGUGCCCUCGUUCUCUCUCGUGGCGCCCCAGCCUGAGCCUUCAUCGGCCGAAUUCAAGAGCGAACCUACGACAACCGCUGCAGUCACUUCUGCUUACACCCCAACAUCACCCCCUCCGGUCAAUACCCCGGCGCCGGCACCGGAGACGUCUUCCCCAGCGCCCGACCCUGCUCCAGCUCCUUCAUCUGUCGCCCCAUCUACUUCGUCUCCGGCUCCAGCAGUGAACGCAAAUGCUGGUGACGGCCUCCCUACCGGUGUGACUUACGACCCUUUCACGGGUACCGAGGGCAACUCACGCUGCAAGACUGAUGCCGAAAUCACCGACGAGUUCAGCAGGAUGAGUUCUUACAAAGUUGUCCGCAUCUACGGUAUAGGCUGCAAUAUCGUCCCACUUGCCGUGCAGAACGCGCAGAAGAAUGGCCAGACGCUCAUGGGUGGAGCCUACCUAAGCAACAAGGGCAACGGCGAGGAUCUGAGCUCUGUCAUCAAAACCUGGAAGGAUACUAUCGACCAGGAUGCCAACGGCAGCUGGGACAUCUUGAAGCUAUUCUCUGUCGAGAAUGAGCGUAUCAACGACCAUGAUAUGACUGCUUCUGAGGUUGUCGAUGCCAUUCGCCGCGCUCGCAACCAGCUUCGCAGUGUGGGAUAUAACGGACCCGUUGGUGCGGUUGAAACUGUGCCCGCGACCCUUGACAACCCUUCGAUUUGCGAGGCAUCCGACGUCGUCAUGGUCAACUGCCACCCCUUCUUCGAUCAGAACACCGCUGCUGAGGACGCGGGCACCUUCGUCAAGGGCCAGAUCGAGCGAGUCAAGACCGCUUGUAAGACAAACCGCGUUGUUGUCACCGAGACUGGCUGGCCUCACCAGGGCGAUCCGAACGGCAAGGCUGUUCCUUCACCCGAAAACCAGGCGAAGGCUCUCGCUUCCAUCCGUAGCGAGUUCUCCUCGGAUGUCUUCAUCCACAACUCUUUCGACUCGCUCUGGAAGACCGACUGGGCCUCCUCCUUCAACGCCGAGCGUUACUGGGGAGUCAUCCAGUAG